AGCUCUCUACUCUGACUCUACCUGAGCCCUCCUCUCUCCCUCUCUCUCUCCCUCCCUCUCUCCCUCUCUCUCUCUCUCUCUCUCCCUCGCUCUCCUUCACUGCCUCAGAUCCAGGGCAGUAAGUUACUGCGUUUGUAUCUGCAUCCCUCUCCCGGGCUGCAGUCUGUCGCUGCCCCUCUUUCCUCUCUCUCCCCCCCCCUCUCUCUCUCUCCCUCACUCUCUCUCUCCCUUAUCUUUUAUCCGUCCCUCUUCCUCCUCGUGUACCGAUCUGGAUUCCUCUUCGUUCUUCUUAUCAGCGCCCUCAUUACCCCGCCAAAAUGUAUCGGAACCCGUGGAUUUCGAAUUACCUGACUCACGUCAAGUUCUGCAGCCAAGGACUUGGCGGAGAGACGCCGGCCAAACUUGGCAACCCGAGAUCAUUCCAGAAGAGGGCUCUCAGCUUCCACAAAGAGUUCUCAGUGGAGGAGAAGGACGACCCUGCCGUAGCCCCCGGGGACAUCGAUGUCCGCCUCAUCACCCAGCUCCCUAAAGUCUCAGAGUUAAGGAAACACUUCGAGGGCAUCACCACAAGCCUGAGCGACUGGGAGAUGAACAGGAAGGAGCGUAUCGCGCGGCGCCUGGAGGGCAUCGAGGGGGAGGGGCCUCCCAGCCUGGUGGCCAAUCGGCUGCUGGAGGAGGACACGCCCCGCUACACCCGGGCCUCCGACUGCUGCGACCCCUGUGCUGUCAGUGUCCAGAGGUACGGCCCCGACGCCCUGCAGGGGCCCCACGCCUACCACCCCGCCACGGACCCCCCGGCCAGGGGCCCCCGCAGCACCGAGCCUCAGCUGUCCCCCCACACCCUCGCCCCCGGCCGCGCCCCCGCCCGCACCUCCGCCCUCCCCGACCCCGACACCAAGGCGGAGCGCAUCGCCCGCUACAAGGCGGAGCGGCGCCGGCAGCUGGCCGAGCGCUACGGCCUCUCCCUGGACCUGGAGCCCCCCGAGGGGGACCCCGCCCCCCCGCCGCGAGGGGGGGGACCCCGGCCCCCGCCGCGCCCCGCGUCCGGGCCGAGUCCGAGAGCUCGGACCCCCGGCCGCGGACGGGGUCCCUGGGGGAGGACGGCUGGGAGCGGCAGGCGUCCUGCGGCAACGCCCCCGUCAACAGCCCCCGGGCGGGCCGCACCGCCCCCCCCGCACCAGGGGCUCCCCGGGACGGAGGCGGGGCGCGGCCGGGCGGAGCCGCUCAGCGAGCGCGAGCGGCGGAUGAACCUGGAGAACCAGCGCCGGGCCCCGCAGGAGGCCCCCGUCGCCGUGGAGCCGGGGCCCUUCGGCUCCUCCUACAUGGAGGUCUCCGCGGCCCCCGGCCUGCCGCCCAGCUCCCCCCAGACGGGCAGGCGGGCCUCGGGGCCCCCCCAGCAUGGGGCCUCUCCGGGGGACCUGUACAUCCAGCAGCAGACCCACAACGUCCUCACGCGCCACGGCGCUGGGGCUAAAGCGAACAGCGAUUGGUACUUGGAGACUGACGCUGACGGCGACACCCCUUCUCUUAUCAACUGGCCCUCAAGAAUCCGAGUGAGGGAGCGCCUGGCCCGGGACGGGGGCCGCCAGAGGAGCCCCGAACCGGGACCCGCGCCUGAACCCCUCCAGGCCUACCGGAGGCCCACCCGAGGCCCCCCGACCCAGUCCUCCAGUCAGCACCCCACAGACCCGGCGGCCCGCCACCAGGCCCCGAGCUCCGGUCAGCACCCCACAGACCCCCCGCCCCGCCCCCAGACCCAGGCCUGUGGCCCCACCUACCUCUCCCUGGCCGUGGCCCCGGGCCCCCAGGACCCACAGCCCCAGCUCCCCAGCGGAGCGGAGGAGGGCGGGACGGAGGCGCAGACGUCCGGGCUCCUGAACAGCAGGAAGGCCGUGCUGCCGUCGGAGGUCCGCCGCCGGGAGAAGAGCACGGAGGACCCCCGGAGAGGCUGGGCGGACCGGGAGCCCCAUCGGUCCCCCAGGGCUCGGAGCCUGGGCCUGGCCUUGGGGGCGGAGGAGGCCCCGGGGGGAACCAGAGGACCGGGCCCCAGGGGGAGGACCGGACCCGGGCGGGAGGACGCAGGGGAGGGUCUCACCGGACCCCCAGAGCAGGGCUCCCACCACCACCACCCUCCUCCUCCCGCCGACGCCGUCAGACCGAGGGCGGAGGAACAGCACGGCCUCAGAGGCCCCGCCCCCGCUCCCGAGCAGACCAGGGCGGGGCACGCCGCCGCCGCCGCCGCCGCCGCACCGGAGCGAUCCGGCAGCCAGCGGAGCCGGCGCCCCCAGACGCUGGGGUCUCGAGACGCCCCGGACCCUGAGGGGCACCGGAGCAGCCGCGGGGGGAUCAGUAACGGAGGGAGCCACGAGGACGCCCAGAUGUCUGUGGCCCAGCUCAGGCACUCCUACCUGGACAGCACCUCACCACCACCACCCCCGCCGCCGCCAACACCCAGAGGCCCGAGCUGUAGGUGGUCCCGCAGAGAGGAGGUGCUGCCUGGCCCAGGGGCCCCCUGGAGAGGGGAAAGGGGGCGCAGGCCUAGGCAGUACGUGGAUCCCGGGGAGAGUAGGAAGACCUCAGAGAGGUUUAAGACCCAGCCCAUCACCUCAGCUGAGCACCACGAGACCUCUAGGUCCUGUGUCAUCUCUGAUCUGAGCAGCGCUGAGGCUGACGAGCAGACUCUGGACGAGAGAGCCAAGCUGAGUGUAGCGGCCAAGCGGUCUCUCUUUAGGGAGCUGGAGCGGAGCGCGGACCCCGGGGGGGCCAAGCCCCGGCCCCGCAACGCGGCGGUGGAGCGGAGGCUGCGGAGGGGACAGGACCGCUCCAGGACCCAGCCCGUCACCACCGAGGAGGUGGUCAUCGCCGCCACUUCCCCCCCUCCUGCUGAGUCCCAGUCUGCCCUCGUGCGCAGUGCGGCGGCGGCGGCGCGCGUCCCCAGCCCCACGCUAGUCUACAGCGUUCUGCCCCCCCCUCGCAGCCUGCAGGCCUCGUCCCAGCAGAGCUCCGCCGUGCGGGAGGCCCGGCUGGCCCAGGACGCGCAGGAGGCCCGGCUGGACCAGGACGCGCAGGAGGCCCGGCUGGCCCAGGACGCGCAGGAGGCCCGCGCCUCCCAGCAGCACCAGCAGGGGGCGACGUCCACCCAGGAGCCCCACACCCAGGACCCCAGGGGCCCCGGGCCCGCCCAGAGCCAAGGGCCGGAGGAGCCGGACCUGUGCAGCCUCAGCCUGGCGGAGAAGAUGGCAAUGUUCAACCGGCUGGCCCAGCCGCCCCCCCGGGUGGUCCGCGCCAAGGGGGACUCCCGCCAGCGCCGCGGAAACGCCCGCUACCAGACCCAGCCAAUCACACUGGGCGAUAUGGAGCAGGACCUCUCAGACCUGAGCUCCGACGGGCUGACGCGCUCUGACUCCUCCCACAGCCCCAUAGAGGGCUUCCACCUCCACAAUGCCCCUGGUACGAGGGCUGGCCCCCACUCUUCUAAAUCAACCCAGUCCGUGACCCUGAGGACCGGGGGCACGGUCUCCACGGACCACGCCGGUGACCUCCAGCUCGCCGCCGCCCCCUCCCAGAGGGCGUCGCGGGCCCCCGUGUUCCAGGGGGAGGAGGGUGUGGCCGUUAGGGAGGGGAAGAGGAAGCUGGCGUCCCCUGAGGCAGCACCCCGACAGUCUGCCCUCCCCCAGCCCCCAAGGGAGAGGAGGAGUAGAGAGAGGGAGGAGGAGGAGGAGAGGAGGAGCAGAGAGAGGGAAGAGGAGGAGGAGCAGAGACAGAGGAGGAGCAGAGAGAGGGAGGAGGAGGAGGAGAGGAGGAGCAGAGAGAGGGAAGAGGAGGAGGAGCAGAGGCAGAGGAGGAGCAGAGAGAGGGAGGAGGAGAGGGAGAGGAGGAGCAGAGAGAGGGAGGAGGAGAGGGAGAGGAGGAGCAGAGAGAGGGAGGAGGAGGAGGAGGAGCAGAGGCAGCUCUCCAGGGAGGAGGAGGAGCAGAGGAGGAGAGAGAGGGAGGAGGCAGACGAGGAGGAGGAGGAGCAGCUGGCCAGGGGGAAGGGGAGGGGGCAGGGGGCGCGGCUGGGCUCAGAGAGCCAGGAGCUCCAGAGGAGGGAGGAGCACGCCGUCGCGCUGAAGGAGCCGCUGGAACUACACUUCCCAGAAUCCCACAGGAGCUGGUCUGUCGGAGAAGAGCCCCCAGAGUCUUCCAGACCAGACCCCCGGUCUGCUCAGCGCCCCCCGGGGGGGGACCUCGCCAUGGACCUGGGCGGAGUCACCUACCAGUUCGACGAGCCUGACCUGGUGACCGACCGCACCAGGAAGCUGACCGCCAGACAGAUGUCAAUCAAGGACCGCCUGGCGCUGCUGAAGAAGAGCGGCGAGGAGGACUGGAGGAACCGCAUCAACAGGAAGCAGGAAGCCGGCGUGACGACGGCGGCGGCGGUGAUGGCGGACACCAGCGCCCCCCUGUGGGAGUCGGAGCGGAACCUCCGGAAGGAAGGCGAGGCAGCCAUGGUGAUUGAUGGGUGUGAUGUGUCAGAAGAGCUCUGGGAUCCCACCUUCUCCUCCACGGUCUCGCUUGCUUCUGAGCUCCCUCUCUACACCUACCCCGCCAGCGAGCCCAGCAGCCAGGCCUCUAGAUCCCUGCUGGUGGACGAGAGACAUCCCUGGAGGAGGAAGAGGGUGGAGGAGGGCGACCCUGAGGCCAAGCUCUCCAUCCAGGAGAGGAAGAGGCUGAUGGAGGCACGGGAGGAGGCCUGGAAGACCACCGGCCGAGGGGCCGCAAACGACUCCACACAGUUCACCGUGGCCGCCCGCAUGGUCAAGAAAGGGCUGGCCUCCCCCACAACCCUCCACUCCUCCCCCCCGGCCAAACCCAAGAGCAGCGCCCUGGCCAUCUCCAAACCCCAGGAGGAGAUCAAGGCCCUGGCAGACAUGGACUUUGAAUCAGACGGGAAGCUGGAUAAACUGGAGUCUUUCCUUGGCAAGAUCAACAGCAAAGGGUUUGGUCUGCGCGAGGCCACCGUCACGGUGACCCAGCAGAAGGUGAAGGAGGUGAUGAGCCUGGAGGACGAGACCUUCUCCAGGUUCUACCCCCGCGUGGCGGACCCCCCCGCUCCCAGCGGCGGCGGCGCCGAGAUCUACGAGGACUUCGACGCCAUCUUUGACCCCCUUUUGCCACGGCUGACGUCGGACAUGGUGCAGCACCGGCGGGCGGUCCGGCCCACGCGGAACGUGGCGUCGUCCAGGAACCCCCUGAAGAAGCUGGCGGCGCGGCAGGACCUGCUGCAGGAGUACACGGAGCAGAGGCUCAACGUGGGGCUGCUGGAGAGCAAGAGGAUGAACGCCCAGAAGAUGAGUCAGAACUCGGGGUUCUCGGAGGUGGCCCUGGCCGGCCUGGCCAGUAAGGAGAACUUCAGCAGCGUCAGCCUGCGCAGCGUCAACAUCUCCGAGCAGAUGUCCAACAGCGCUGCCCCUUACAAGAAGCUCAUGCUACUGCAGGUCAAAGGUCGACGGCACAUCCAGACCCGGCUGGUGGAGCCCCGGGCGUCGUCCCUGAACAGCGGGGACUGCUUCCUGCUGGUCACGCCCCACCACUGCUUCGUCUGGACGGGGGAGUUCGCCAACGUCAUCGAGAGGAACAAGGCCAAAGAGCUGGCCAACUUUGUGCAGACCAAGCGGGACUUGGGUUGCCGGGCCAACUACGUCCAGAUCAUCGAGGAGGGCGGGACCACGAGCUCCGCCGCCUCCAAGGAGUUCUGGAAGAUUCUUGGAGGCCAGGCGGACUACCAGUCCGCCGGGACCCCAGACGAGGACGAGCUGUACGAGGGAGCCAUCGUGGAGACCAACUGCAUCUACCGCCUGGUGGACGACAAGCUGGUGCCGGACGAUGACUUCUGGGCCAAGGUUCCCCGCUGUGCCCUGCUGGACCCCAAGGAGGUGCUGGUGUUCGACUUCGGCAGUGAGAUGUACAUCUGGCACGGCAAGGAGGUGACCCUGGCCCAGAGGAAGGUGGCCUUCCAACUGGCCAAGCACCUGUGGAACGGCACCUUCGACUACACCUGCUGUGACAUCAACCCCCUGGACCCGGGGGAGUGCAACCCCCUCAUACCCAAGAAGGGCCAGGGCCGUCCCGACUGGGCGGUGUUCGGCCGGCUCACGCAGCACAACGAGACCACGCUGUUCAAGGAGAAGUUCCUGGACUGGAGCGAGAAGAGGAAGAUCUCCAGCCCCACCAGGAACGGCUCCGUCAACGCCGCCGACCACAACGAGCCCCCCGUGUCUGACCCCCCCCGGGCGUACGACCCCUCCCUGAUGCUGGCGGGCCCCGGGGGGCCGGUUCGCACGGUGCUGGACGGCACGGACGUGGGGCGGGGCUACGGCCUGGUGGAGGGCGAGGAGAGGCGGAGCCAGCAGGUCAGCACCAUGGCGACGGAGGUGUGGCACAUCCUGGAGUUCGACUACAGCCGCCUCCCCCAGCAGAGCAUUGGCCAGUUCCACGAGGGCGACGCCUACGUGGUCAAGUGGAAGUACAUGGUCAGCACCGCCGUGGGGAAGAGGCAGAACCCAGAGCAGGCGCGGACGGCGGGCGCGGGGAAGGAGAAGUGCUGCUACUUCUUCUGGCAGGGCCGCAACGCCACCGUCAGCGAGAAGGGGACCUCCGCCCUCAUGACCGUGGAGCUGGACGAGGAGAGGGGCGCCCAGGUCCAGGUCCUGCAGGGUAAGGAGCCCCCCUGCUUCCUCCAGUGCUUCAGAGGAGGGAUGGUGGUCCACUCAGGGAGGAGAGAGGAGGAGGAGGACAUGUCUCAGAAUGACUGGCGUCUGUACUGCGUGCGCGGGGAGGUGGCGCAGGAGGGCCACCUGCUGGAGGUGGUGUGUCACUGCAGCAGCCUGCGCUCGCGGGUCUCCAUGGUGAUGGUGGGCGUGGGCCAGGCCCUCAUCUAUCUGUGGCACGGCUGCAAGGCCCAGGCGCACACGCGGGACGUGGCCCUCACUGCCGCCCGCAGCAUCAAGGAGCACUGUCCUCUGGAGGCGGGGCUUCACAGCAGCAGUCAGGUGACCAUCGUGGAGUGUGACGAGGGGGCGGAGCCCGCCGGCUUCUGGGAGGCCCUGGGGAGGCGGGACCGGAAGGCCUACGACUGCAUGCUGCAAGACCCGGGACGGUUCAGCUUCACGCCGCGCCUCUACCAGCUGGGCAGCAGCUCGGGGGAGUUCCGGGCGGUGGAGCUGCUGUACCCGGCGCGGGUCCCGGAGCAGGUCAACCCCCAGCCCUUCCUCCAGGAGGACCUGUACACCGCCGCCCAGCCCGCUCUGUUCCUGGUGGACAACCACCACGAGGUGUACCUGUGGCAGGGCUGGUGGGCCCAGGACAGCCUGGUCACCGGCUCGGCCCGCAUCCGCUGGGACACGGACCGCAAGGCGGCCAUGGAGACGGUUCUGCGCUACUGCCGAGAGAAGAACGCUAAGAAGCCCCCCAAGUCGUACCUGAUCCACGCGGGCCUGGAGCCGCUCACCUUCACCAACAUGUUCCCCUGCUGGGAGCACCGCGAGGACGUGGCCGAGAUCACCGAGAGGGACGCGGAGGUGUGUAACCAGAUCAUCCUGGUGGAGGACGUCCUGGCCCGGCUCUGUAAGACGGCCUACCCCCUGGCGGACCUGCUGGCCCGGCCCCUCCCCGAGGGCGUGGACCCCCUGCGGCUGGAGGUGUACCUGUCCGACGAGGACUUCGAGAAUGGCCUGGAGAUGAGCAGAGAGGAGUAUGACCUUCUGCCCGGCUGGAAGCAGGUGAACGUGAAGAAAGCUAGAGGACUCUUCUAGAAAGUUUGACGGUGGUGAACAGCUGAGUGGCACACACUCUGUCGGGACAUUGAGUGACACACGCACACACACACAUGGAGAAACACACACGGAUACACAGACGCACACAAACCUGCACACAGACACACACAACAAAACACACGUCAACAAGAAAGGUUUGAAACUCUGGACUCUGGACUUUCCCUAAGAUCUUUUUGUCCUUGAUGGGCGAGGACUCAGGAGCGACCCUGGAUCCGUUUCCUGCAGUGUCCCCCCCCCCCCCACUGGCGCCCGUACCCCCCUCCCUUCCUUGGCCCCGUUUGCGUUUGCGUCAAAUUGUUUGUGUUUAUGGUUAGAAUGAGUUUGAUGCUCGGCUAAUGCUGCCUUAUUUUAAUUAUGUCGUGAAGUCUAGUUUUCAUUAAAUCCUCCCACCUUGUAGGAUGUAUAUAUGCAUAGGCUGGCCCAGGUGUGUGUGUGUGUGUGUGUGUGUGUGUGUGUGUGUGUGUGUGUGUGUGUGUGUGUGUGUGUGUGUGUGUGUGUGUGUGUGUGUGUGUGUGUGUGUGUGUGUGUGUGUGUGUGUGUGUGUGUGUGUGUGUGUGUGAGCUUGGCUCACCGCGACUAACCCUCCGCUAUCCUCGUGACUUUGUGCAUUAAAUGUAAUUUAUAUUUCUAUAGAAGGUAUAUAGGACUUUUUGAGUCUUUUUGAUUAUUUGGUGAGAAUCGAGAGAAAAAGCCCGAUGUCAGGUGUCAUGUGAUGUUAAUGUGUGUCCAUUUACUGCGACCGUGUGUACAGUUAGCCACGCCCCCUUUACAAUAACAACCAAUGAGGCUCGGAGCUAGUGGCUCGGAGCUACGGGAGAUGUGUUGGAUUUUUAAAUCCUGAGAUACAGUGUACAGUGCCUUGCUUUCCUGUACAGUUUAUAUAUAAAGAGCCUAGUCUGCAUUUUUGAAGACUCAUUUUGUGACAUAAUGAAUAGUAAGAGAAACUAAUAGAGAAAUAAACGCUAAUUCUGAAAAAAAAAAUUGUCUUUUGUGUGCAACAGAUCUUCAAUUUCAAAGCAAGCGUUACGACCGUGUCUCGUUGGGGUUGUGCUAUGCUGUGGUGUCGGCAGAGUAAUUACUCAGAUCCUCCCAUAGAGGGCGCUAUAAUACAACACAACGGGGCCUUUCAGAAGUCGAUUGAGUUGACUAUAUAUGUAACGCACAAAAGUAUUAUAAGAGGUAUAGCAAGUCACAAGCGCUUCUGUCCGACUGUUACGGCCACCCUUUAUAUCAUGGCUCGCGGUUCGGCGGCCAGUAACAUGACAAAAGUAGAAUUAAAGUUUAAAUAAUGAUGUUGCUUUAUUCAAACGAAAGUCGUUCCCAAACUCCCAACAACGGGAGGACUGAUUAACCAAAAAAACAAAAGGGGUGGGGGAAGCCUGGGCCAGCCGCGCAUUGGGCCGUUGAAGCCAGGACUUCCUCCUCCUACCCUACAAUUCCCAGACUCUAGACAACAGAAAACACGAAAAUACCUAUUCUAUCGGUCCUCCAUUCACGGGAUCCGAACAGCUCAGGACAGCGUGAAGAUGCCAAUAGUGAGAGAGAAACCCGCGGGAACACCCGCAGGUAAGUAGCGGUAGUAGUCCUAGCUCCACCCCCGAAUCAGGAACACCUGAGAGCCAGAGGAGAAUAGAGCAGGAGAAAUGAGCAAAAGGUAGGGCGCGUGACACCAACCUGUUGGAAUCUACUGAUCAUGUUCUUAUGUCUCCCGACGGUCCUGAAGAUAAACGCUGAACGCUUCAGAAGUUCUCAACGAUUUGACAAACGCAAAGCGAUUAAGGUGAUUAUUUUGGUUUCUUCAUCUUUAUAUAAUCACCAAAGCAGAAUAAACACUGGUGUUUUAGUUUUCCUUGGGUGGUUUUAUUCAGAUCACACUUUCUACAACGUGACACACCGCCUCCCUUGUUUUAACACACAAACUCAGAAAUAUGUUGCCCUACAUGAGGAGGGUGGCAUGAGAUGAUUUUCUUCCUCCUCCUCCUGUCACCCACCCGAUCUGAGAGCUUCUGGUGUAGGGGUGUGCGUGU
Gadus chalcogrammus (walleye pollock) is the source of this 9841-nucleotide messenger RNA. Its product is annotated as supervillin-like. Gene Ontology annotation, biological process: barbed-end actin filament capping; actin polymerization or depolymerization; actin filament severing. The record is from RefSeq and is a predicted model, not a curated record. Gene Ontology annotation, cellular component: actin cytoskeleton; cytoplasm. Lineage: Eukaryota; Metazoa; Chordata; Actinopteri; Gadiformes; Gadidae. Gene Ontology annotation, molecular function: phosphatidylinositol-4,5-bisphosphate binding; actin filament binding.